CUUUUCUUAACUCUUUACACAUUCUCACAAAUGGCGUCUGUUCAAUAUGGUAUAGAUCAAGGAAUGGAGAUUUUCAACAAUGAGCUUAUGAUCAUGUCGUUUUUGGAAGAAGAAUCGCCUGUCAAUAAUCUUAGUAGCACCAACGAAGAGGAAGAGAAGGAACUAAACCGCGUGAUAAGAUCUCUAGAAGUGGAGAUCAACACGAGUUCUUCUUCGCCCAUAGAGUCUCGAGACAAUGAUCUCCAACAGACAAAAUCCGGCCUGGAAGAUGAUUUUGGUUGGCUAAACGACUUUGACAUUGGUGUGGUUAUGUCGCAAAUUGAUAACGAGAUGAUGAAUUGGUGUACGGAGUUUUCUUGCAUUGAUGGUGUAGAUGGUAGUGGUCUUGAGAUUGAAGGUGGUGAUUAUUAUUCUCAUAUUAACUAUGGACUUACAUUUGAGGAACCAACUCUUUCUCUAUGGCAAGAGAAUAAUGAUGUGUUUAUGUAUUGAUUGAUUGGUUUUCGUGAAGUCAUAAUAAUAUAACAAAAAG
Messenger RNA from Eruca vesicaria subsp. sativa (arugula), 532 nucleotides. The record is from the annotation of a GenBank genome assembly. Lineage: Eukaryota; Viridiplantae; Streptophyta; Magnoliopsida; Brassicales; Brassicaceae.